This is a messenger RNA of Megalobrama amblycephala (Wuchang bream), 3648 nucleotides long. It is a transcript of the gene slc25a23b, whose product is annotated as solute carrier family 25 member 23b. Gene Ontology annotation, biological process: transmembrane transport. Gene Ontology annotation, molecular function: calcium ion binding; ATP transmembrane transporter activity. The record is from RefSeq and is a predicted model, not a curated record. The transcript is spliced from 10 exons. Lineage: Eukaryota; Metazoa; Chordata; Actinopteri; Cypriniformes; Xenocyprididae. Bases 854 to 2299 code for a protein of 481 amino acids.
UCUUUCACCUGAAAAGGUUACUAUAGCAACACGCUGCUGAAGCGCUGUCAGUUAGGAAUGAGUAGCUAGGCUAUUGUAAUUACUUAUCAGUGAUCACUCUUUAUAUUAAACCUGCAAUCUAAAAAAGUAGACUGGUAUCGAAAUGCGCCACAAGACUUUAGCGACGCACGAGACGAACUAAUCCAGUAGAAACAGACCGACCUGAAGCCAGUGAAUAAUUUGUGCACUGACUGCACGAGGCAGGCAAUCAAUGACAACAUACAUAUCGCUUCUUAAUAGAGUUGGGACACCCAGCCCUUAUCCUGCGAUUUGUGCAGCGGAGACUCGCGUUCAUUCUGCAUACCACAGAGAAGAGCGAUAAAAUGAGCAAAAGACGCGAAUUGUGAGCAGUAAUUAAGCGUUUAUAUGCGAAUCUCUCCGUCGCACUAAGAUGCGCUAUAACUAACCGGUGCGGGCGGUGCGCGCGCUCUUGAUGUCAUCUGAGACCAGAACAGGACAAUUGCCGAGUUGAUGAACCUGUGUUGAGAGAGAGAAACGAUGGGAUUAUUAUUCUAGCCAGAGGGGCAGAGGUUUAAUACUUCCUGGAUUAACUCUGUCGUAAUUGGAGCGGGCUACAGACAGAAGAGCAACGCGCUGCUGAUAUUGUGCGCCCGUUUAAACGCUUCACGCUCUGGCGGGACUCUGACAGGUGAACGAGGAUAUAUAUAUUACAUGCAGCAGUUUUUUAUUUACCCCAAUCCACAAAUCCUCAAAGUGGUCUUUGCUGAAGAAGCAGCUGUAUUUGAGAGGUAGGAUGCUGAUCCACUACCUAACACAGCUCUGAUUCUCGAGAACACACCGCCAGCUGUUUCAUAUGGGCGAAGCGAGAACUCGGUUCCCUUCGUGUUGGACAUGGGCUCGCUGUCAAGAUAACAGUGUGUCCGAUCCAGAGCGGGAGAAACGAUGGGCCGAACUGUUCGAUCAGCUGGACCUAAAUAAAGAUGGGUGGAUCGACGUGAAUGAGCUGCGCACCGGAUUAACCUCAUGGGGGAUCCUUCGCAGUGAGGUAGACGAGAUUGUACGUGUGAGUGACACCAAUCAUGACGGCCAGCUGGACAUCGAGGAGUUCACACGGUAUCUGCGCACACAUGAGAAAGAGCUCCGACUUAUGUUCCGCAGCCUGGACCGCAACAACGAUGGUCACAUAGAUGUUGCAGAAAUUCAGCUCUCCUUGCGUAGCCUUGGAGUGAAUGUAUCCACAGAGCAGGCCUCCAGAAUCCUUCAAAGCAUAGACAGAGACGGCACCAUGACCAUUGACUGGAAUGAGUGGCGGGACCAUUUCCUGUUUAACCCCUUGCACAACAUGGAGGACAUUGCCCACUACUGGAAACACUCUCUGAUGUUGGACAUUGGAGAGCAACUGACUGUGCCAGAUGAGUUUUCGGAGAAGGAGCGGCGUUCAGGUGUGGUGUGGAGACAGUUGGUGGCCGGGGCAAUGGCAGGAGCCGUUUCGCGAACAGGAACUGCUCCUCUGGAUCGUCUUAAAGUUUUCCUUCAGGUCCACGGCUCCAGUGGUGUGAGUUUGUUGGGUGGCUUGCGUGGAAUGGUGAAGGAGGGAGGACUGAGGUCUCUUUGGAGAGGCAACGGCAUCAACGUGCUUAAAAUUGCCCCAGAGUCAGCUAUCAAAUUCAUGGCUUAUGAGCAGAUCAAACGGCUGAUCAGAGGCAAUAAGGAGGGUGGUUCUCUAAGGGUUCAAGAACGCUUCAUUGCUGGCUCACUGGCUGGAGCUACAGCUCAAACCAUCAUCUACCCCAUGGAGGUGAUGAAGACACGUCUAACCCUCCGAAAAACAGGACAGUAUUCUGGCAUGGCAGACUGCGCCAAACAGAUACUACGUAAAGAAGGAGUGCGCGCGUUUUACAAAGGCUAUUUGCCCAACACACUUGGCAUCAUCCCUUAUGCUGGCAUUGAUCUGGCUGUCUAUGAGACUCUAAAGAAUGCUUGGCUACAGCGGUACUGCAUGGGCUCGGCUGAUCCUGGGGUUUUAGUGCUUCUCGGAUGCGGCACUGUAUCCAGCACGUGUGGGCAACUGGCUAGUUACCCGCUGUCUUUAAUCCGCACACGCAUGCAGGCUCAGGCCUCAGCAGAUGGCACUCCACAGCUGACAAUGGUUGGCCAGUUCAAGCACAUUGUGUCCCAUGAAGGCAUUUCUGGACUUUACCGUGGCAUUGCCCCCAACUUCCUCAAAGUCAUUCCUGCUGUUAGCAUCUCUUAUGUGGUUUAUGAGCACAUGAAGAAAGCACUGGGAGUGAGAUCCUAAGGUAGAAUCAAAGUGAAAAAGUACGAACCUGUAUUAAUAAAAGGAACAUUAGGGAGGCACAGAGGACCCCUAGAGAACAGGAAAAGGAAGGCAUAGUCAAUGAAUGACCUAAAAACCUACUCUACAUUGUACACAAUCACAUUCCCAUUGUAAUUUAUACUUCAAUAAGAUAAAAAAACAGUUUAGGCCGAGGCAACCAUUAAGAACAAUGGCUGUAUUGAGAGUAUGUUUCUCUGUGUCUGGCAGCUUGGAGAUCUCAGGUUUAUUGUGCACUAUAAACAGCUUCUUAUCUUCAAAGGUGAACACACAUAGUACUUCAUUUUACAUGGAAUGGAAUGUCAUUGGCAUGAUUAUAAAUGUGGGGUAAUACUAAUAGGUAAAGAAAGACAUCUAAUGACAGAGAAUGAUGGUGAAAUAGUAGGCCUAUUGCAGUAUUAUAUAUAUUUUUUAAAUGACAACCAAAGUUUCCCUCGUAAAAUUGACCAAAACAUUGAAGAAGGUGUUUUAAUGUACUCUGGGGCAUGGAAUAUUUUAAAUAGUCUCUUCUGACUGAUGUUUUAUAACAUUUACGAAUGAGUGAUAAAUUGUAAAGCAUGCUUCUGCAGGGAUUUACAUUAUUGUAUGACUCAUAUAUUUUUGUAAAGGUCAGUGAGAGUUAAGCAUGUUAUAUGCUACAAUUUAAUGAUCAUGGAUUUGCACUCUUCAAAUGAUUGUGGAUUUUAUAUCUUCAUCAUGACAUCUCUGCUGCUUUGCUUUUUACAACUUUAGCCUUUUCUGAUAUUUCAGGCCUCAUUAUUGUGUAGAGGAUAAAAUACAGGAUUUAGUUUUAAAAUAAAGUAAGUGAUAUUACUGCCUUGAACAACUUGCAAGUGGAGCAUAAAACAAGGGCAUCAGAUGAGAUGGGGACAGGGCCGUCGCUAGAGGGGAGAAAGGUGGUGGCGACAACAACCGGAUGUGGAGUUUAUCAUUAAAGUUGUGCAUUAGAGUCGGAUGCUUUGUGUUUAUUAAGGAAUGUGCUGUUGUGAAUGCUAAAAAUGUGUCUCAAAGUAGUUUUUUAAUCUGCACAAAGGGCUUUUGCAUGAUGUCUAUGUCACAAGUUGCAUGUUUUACAUGUUUUAAGAGCUCUGAUUGUCCAUAUCAGAAAUAUGCAAAGCACUGUUAUAUUUAAAGCUGACAAGAAAUGCAUGUUUAUUUAACAUAAAACAUGACUACUGUUACCAGAUUCUGUAUAUCAGAAACACAUACGAACUAGAUGCUACUAGAUUGCAGGACUAGACUACAAAUAACAAAGUCAUUUGUUUGGUUCUAUAAUGGAUGAACAGAAUUAUAAUUUCUGUAUCAUAUGUUAU